Saccostrea echinata is the source of this 2123-nucleotide messenger RNA. RefSeq lists its product as uncharacterized. The record is from RefSeq and is a predicted model, not a curated record. Bases 84 to 2123 code for a protein of 679 amino acids. Lineage: Eukaryota; Metazoa; Mollusca; Bivalvia; Ostreida; Ostreidae. The transcript has 2 exons.
CACAGAAGGUAUGAGAAAGUUCCGCAGGAUUUCCCUGUACCAAAACAAAGUACAAAAAACAUUUUAUUAGUCUUGUCUGAAAAAUGGAUUCAAAUGCACAAUCUCUAAUUGAAUCAGCCUUACAACAUAUAUCAGAGUCGGUGUUUGUGGGACUGUGUCACAUAGUGGGGACCUCACAACAGGUAGCCAUGAGGAGAGAGGUAUUGGACAUCACGGAGAAGCUGACAAAUCAAGUCAAUAGUGAUUCAAACUCUAUAAUGACAAGUGGAAGCUACAGAGAAGGAUUAAGACUGAAGGGAUCAGAUAUAGACAUUAUGUACUGGCGAAAUUACGAACGAGUCAUUUGGGACUUAUCUCAGACUCGGUAUUACAACAGGCACAGAUACACGUUAAUUCUCUGCGACUGUUCCGAUAGUCCACCAGGAUUCUGUUUACUUCAGCUUUUGAUAACAGCGCCCAUCAUAGCAACAUCAUCAUGCAUUUUUGGAAUAGCGGACAUAAAUAAUCUUUCAACACUUGUCAGAACAAACGGUGCCCUUUUUAUGUCAAGUAAAAUAUACAGAGAAACCAGGGGUCCAGGACUAACACUUAGAUUCACUCCACAUGGACCCUGUGCCAGUGGAAUUCAUGCUGGAUUAGAAUAUGAUUUUGCCUACUGCUUUGGCUCUGACUUUUGGCCUCCACCUGCUGCCUCUUGGAUAGACAGAUGCCACUCAUGGCCCCAGCCUCAUGUUGUUAGCGACAUCAUCAGAAGUGGAUGUCACUUUGUAGCAACUGGACACAAACUAGGAAAUCAUGAAGACCACGAAUGGAGAAUUUCUUUCUCUAGGGCAGAACAAAAACUUGUGUACUCAAUGAACCAUAUGCAGUUCUUAACUUAUGGUUUGCUGAAAUUGUUCUUAAAAGAAGUUAUUAAUAAUGAAUUAGGGGAUCAUGACAAACUACUGUGUUCCUACCACAUGAAAACAUCACUUUUCUGGGUUAUUCAACAAAACACAGGUUUUUACUCUUGUCCACGAAAUCUCCUGUUUUGUUUUUGGGACUGCUUCAAACUAAUCCUUCAGUGGGUCUAUGAAGGGUUCUGCCCUAACUUUUUCAUUCCACAAAACAAUAUGUUUCUAAGUAGUAUUCAUGGUGAUAAGCAAAACCAGCUGUUCAUUAGGCUGCAUGCUUUGUAUGAGAAGGGUUUAGUAUCACUGCUACACAGUACCUCCAUCUGGCCCUAUGUUUUAAACGUCCUUUGUAACCCAAUGCUUCCCAUCUGUACAGAUGAAAGCAACUUGUUUCCUGAGAUUGUAUUUGAUUUAACCUUAUUUAAUUGUUUAACUUGUGCUCAUGUGAAAGCAGUAAAAAACCUGUAUCACUGUAAGAAAGCCCUAGAAGGUGUAGAACAGUUGAUAAAUACACCCUUGACACCAUAUCAUGUUGUCACCUUACAGAAACAUACAACCUCCUUCCUCCAGAAUAUUGCGUUUAUAUUACACAACAUGUACAUCAAAACUUGUCGAAACAAAAUGGUGUAUAUUGCUGACAGAAUGUCCCAUCGCAUCCUUAUAUUAACAUCCAAGUUUGGUUGCCCUUCUGACAUGGUGUAUACGGCCAUGUAUUACUACAAGACGAUGAGAUUUUUGGACGCAUUAUCUGUUAUAGAAAUGACAAAAUUCAUACUGUCAUAUAAAACGAAUACCGAGGCUUUGAGAGGACAGUCCUUGACUUCAAAAAUGAGACUCUUUAAAAGAAGAAGUAUCUUCCUUAACAAUUAUAUCUGUUAUAUCAAUGAAUUAUUGCCUGAACAAUUGUCUAGUAUACAAGAAAGCCAGUCUAAUUUGGCUAUCCCUGUAUUCGUGCUCUUAUACAUACUGGAGAUCUUGUGCUACAGUCAUGUUGAUACAACAAAAGUACAAACAGCUCUAUGUUAUCUCCAGCACCUAGUCCACCAUCCUCACAGGAAGUUCAUACCGGAAGGUUUAGAAGACAUAUCAUGGCAGAUCCUAGGGAUCUGUUACCAGGUCACAGGGAAUCCACACGCGGCUCUUUACGCGUAUCAACAGUCACUUUCACAAGUAUCAGUAAAUAAAAUAAAACAUGCUUCACUAAUGAGAAUACAGGAUAUCCUUCAGUGA